AUGAGACUGACAAAGGAUAAAGCUACCAAGGUUCCUGUGUGGGCUAAAUUCUUCAAUGUCCCUUUCGAGUAUUGGGACAGUGAUAGUUUAAGCCAUAUCGCAAGUGCUGUAGGUGUUCCUUUAUUUAUGGACCAACUCACAGAACAGGGUAGUAAGGUGUCCUUCGCUAGGGUUUGUGUCGAGAUAGAAGCAACAUCCAACUUACCAGCGAUGUUCAAAGUGAACUGUGAAGGUGUAGAUGCUGUCAUCAAGGUUGAAUAUCAAGGCUUACCCCCCAAAUGUGAGCACUGCAUUGCUUUUGGGCAUGAUACAUCCAGAUGUGUGAAAACCCAAGUUGCUGCUUUAAUCAACCUCCAAAAAGAAAUUGAAAAUAAUCUGGAUCCUGGUUGGGAAACUGUCAUGGCUAAGGGUAAGAGGAAGGUGGGUGUUCCAGAUCCUCCUACAAAGUCAGUAAACCAAGAGGUGCCUCAGGAGGAUGGUUUGCAUAAGCUUGCGGAGGGGCAAAGUCAACAAGAAGUGCUAGUUCAGGUGGAGCCUGGGGAGAAGAUUUCUGACCAAACUCACAGUGAUGAGUUGAGCACAAGGGGUGGAGAGUUAAAGGAAAGUAAGAUGGAUGGACUGGAGGCUUUACAGAAGGAAUUAGUUGAAAUUACAAGCUUUGCCCUUCCACAUGAUACAGAUCUGCUGGCUAGAGUGGAGAAACUAGUGGGAUCGACCCCAAGCAGUACUCAAACUGACAAACAAGCCCAAACUGGCUCUAAUGUAAAAGGUAACUCCUCUGGCAAAGGCAACAAAAGCCAAAGGAAGAAGCACAGGUAA
Camellia sinensis is the source of this 819-nucleotide messenger RNA. The record is from RefSeq and is a predicted model, not a curated record. NCBI's taxonomy places the organism in Eukaryota, Viridiplantae, Streptophyta, Magnoliopsida, Ericales, Theaceae.